This is a messenger RNA of Trichoderma atroviride IMI 206040, 546 nucleotides long. RefSeq lists its product as uncharacterized. The record is from RefSeq and is a predicted model, not a curated record. NCBI's taxonomy places the organism in Eukaryota, Fungi, Ascomycota, Sordariomycetes, Hypocreales, Hypocreaceae.
CGUAUUGAACCUUGCAUCCCUCCGUACUUUCUCAAUCCAUACCAUUCAUAGUGCUACUGUACUCUGCUACUCUCGUUGCAUUACCUUCUUUGCUCCAACUCGACUCUCUCUUCGACCUUCUUUUUCCCAACCCUAACCCUUCUCUAUAUUAUCGCUGCGCGAUCCAAGAGCCAACCAACAACAAUGUCCAGCCAACAGUACUAUAACCAGGGCCCUCCACCUCAACAGGGCGGCUAUUACCCCCCUCAGCAUCCUGACCAGGCCUACGGAGUUCAGGGCCAGCAGCAAUACUAUGGAGCUCCUCAGGGCCAGCAGCCGUACUAUCCUCAGGGCCCGCCCCAGCAGGAGGGAGGCAUGCAGUACCAGCAGCAGUACCAGCAGCCGCAGCAGCCUCCCCCUGAGCAGCAGCGCGGUAGCGGUGGUAACCAGGGCUGCUUGAUGGGCUGUAUCGCCGCUCUCUGCUGUUGUUGCGCCGUCGAAGAAGGUUGCGAGUGCUGUCGAUCUUUGCGAAUGCUUCUUCUAAACCAACAACACCACAUAUCUUAG